Penicillium macrosclerotiorum is the source of this 1689-nucleotide messenger RNA. RefSeq lists its product as uncharacterized. The transcript is spliced from 5 exons. Gene Ontology annotation, molecular function: NADH dehydrogenase activity. The coding region runs from base 1 to 1689 and encodes 562 amino acids. The record is from RefSeq and is a predicted model, not a curated record. NCBI's taxonomy places the organism in Eukaryota, Fungi, Ascomycota, Eurotiomycetes, Eurotiales, Aspergillaceae.
AUGGCUGGCACCACGCUGGCUAUGCGCUCAAUGGCCUCCCGGUCCAUGAUGCAGCUGUCAUCGGUGUCGCGUCGCUCCAUCGCGACCUCCAACGCCCUUCGCGCGGCUCCCAUCCGGUCCAACAUCUCCAUCUCGCGCGUCGCCCGUCGCGGUUACGCCGAUGCCGCUCCCACUCCCUCCCCGGCUCCGAAGCCCAAGAAGCGCUUUCGCGCUCUGCGCUGGGCCUGGCGUCUGACCUGGCUGAGCGGUCUCGGCUUGACCGGCGCCCUGGUCUAUAGCAUCUAUUCUUUGCGUCAUCCCGAGGAUCAGUUCGAGGUCGACCCCGAGAAGAAGACCUUGGUCAUUCUUGGUACCGGCUGGGGCUCCGUCUCUCUCCUGAAGAAGCUCGAUACUGAAAACUACAACGUCGUCGUCGUCUCCCCCGCAACUAUUUCCUCUUCACCCCUCUGCUGCCCUCAUGUACUACCGAAGAAAGCUCAUGUGAAGUUUUUCGAAGCCGAGGCCACCAAGAUCGACUACGAGAAGCGUGUGGUUCACAUCAGUGACGACUCCGAAAUUAAGGGUGAAAUCUCGAACACUGAGGUUCCCUUCGAUAUGCUUGUGAUCGGCGUUGGUGCCGAGAACGCGACUUUUGGGAAUGCAGGUAUUCCCGGUGUUCGCGAGAACUCGUGCUUCCUGAAGGAGGUCAACGAUGCCCAGAACAUCCGUAAGCGUAUUAUGGACUGUGUCGAAACCGCUAUGUUCAAGGAUCAGACCGAAGACGAGGUCAAGCGCCUGCUGCACAUGGUUGUGGUUGGUGGUGGCCCGACUGGUGUCGAGUUCGCCGGUGAACUGCAGGAUUUCUUCAACGACGACCUGAAGAAGUGGAUUCCUGAGAUUCAGGACAACUUCCACGUCACCCUGGUUGAAGCUCUGCCCAACGUGCUUCCCAUGUUCUCCAAGCAGCUGAUUGACUAUACUGAAUCCACCUUCAAGGAGGAGGAGAUCACUAUCCGUACCAAGACCAUGGUCAAGAACGUCACCGACAAGUACAUAGAGGCCCAGGUAACCAACCCCGACGGCAGCAAGUCCAUCGAGAAGAUCCCCUACGGUCUCCUGGUCUGGGCCACCGGUAACGCCGUCCGCCCCGUGGUCCGCGACCUCAUGAGCCAGAUCCCCGCGCAAAAGGACUCUCGUCGUGGUCUUGCCGUCAAUGAGUACCUUGUCGUCAACGGUGCUGAGAACGUUUGGGCCGUUGGUGACUGCGCCAUCACCAACUACGCUCCGACUGCCCAGGUUGCCGGUCAAGAGGGUGCUUUCUUGGCUCGCCUGUUCAACACCAUGGCCAAGACUGAUGCCAUCGAAAAGGAGCUCCAGACCCUGUCGAGCGAGCAGUCGAAGGCCAAGAGCGACGAGGAGCGUAACCAGGUCUUUGACGAAAUCCGUGAGCGCCAGAAGCAGCUGCGGAGAACCAAGCAAAUUGGCCCAUUCCAGUACUCUCACCAGGGUUCUCUGGCUUACAUUGGCAAGGAGCGUGCCGUCGCCGAUAUCAGCUGGCUGAGCGGCAACAUUGCUAGUGGUGGUACCUUGACCUACCUCUUCUGGCGCAGUGCCUACCUGAGCAUGUGUUUCAGCUCCCGCAACCGUGUCCUGGUCGCCGUCGACUGGAUCAAGGCCCGCCUGUUCGGCCGUGAUGUCUCUCGGGAGUAA